UCAGCUCAUUCAUCAUAGUACUAACUAAAAUUUUGAACUAAUCGACAUGGGAACCAAAAGUCCCAUUCUUGAUUUCUUUUCCUUUCAAGGCAUCACUUGAGUCUCUUCCUUCCCUUUACCUCCACUCAUCUCUAUUUCCAUCUUAUAAUUACAGUUGCCUCUAAAUAAAGUCAUAAUACUAAAGACAUCUAGUUGGGAGAACUUCAGUUAUGGAGAUUAAGGUAGAAGAAGAAGAAGAAUCCCACCGCGAACAUGGUGAAGAAAAGCAACCACUCCUACAACAUUUGUCUCCACUAUCCCAAACUGAAAACAAAACCCUUAUUCAGACUGCAAUCAGUCAAACGUGUCAAAGCACUGCGCAUUUGGCUAACCUCUUGCCCACCGGUACCGUCCUUGCUUUCCAACUUCUCUCCCCCAUUUUCACCAACCAAGGCAACUGUGACUCAACCUGUCGGUCAAUGAAGGCUGCCCUCCUACUGCUUUGUGGAUUGUCAUGUUUAUUGUCGAGCUUCACAGACAGUUUCCGAGACAAGGAUGGGAAUGUCUGUUAUGGGUUUGCUACAUUGAAUGGAUUGUGGGUCAUCGAUGGUUCUGUCAGUGUUCCGCCUGAAUUCGCCGCAAAAUACAGACUCCGGUCCAUAGAUUUCAUGCAUGCUUUUAUGUCGAUGCUAGUGUUUGCAGCAGUGGCAUUAUUUGAUCAGAAUGUGGUGACUUGCUUUUACCCAACACCGUCUGCUCGAGUUCAGGAGAUCCUCACGGCACUACCGGUGGGGAUCGGCGUUUGCUGCAGUAUGUUGUUCGUUGUUUUUCCUACAACACGACAUGGAAUUGGCUUCCCCUUGUCUGCAAAUUGAAAUUUUCCCCAUUAAUAAACAGUAACAUAUUGUUCACGAUUUAGAGUCAUUGUCACAUAUUGAAGAUUUAGUAAUGAGAAAAUUUGAAGUAUCGUGUAUAUAUAUACACAUUAUAUAUUAUUAUCUCGUCCAUGAUCAACUAGUCCAAGUUUGCUGAUUAUCACA
Molecule: messenger RNA, 1019 nt
Organism: Gossypium arboreum
Lineage: Eukaryota; Viridiplantae; Streptophyta; Magnoliopsida; Malvales; Malvaceae
Product: protein DMP4-like
Exons: 1
Coding region: 210-854 (214 amino acids)
Biological process (GO): endomembrane system organization
Source: RefSeq, a predicted model, not a curated record